AUUAACACAAUUCAAAUCAACACAACAUAUUCAUUCCCUUCUUUGCAAAUAUCACUAACAUAAUCUCUUCAGAUCCUCAUAUAAUUACAUUGAUUCUAUUCUUUUUUAAUUCUUCCUCUAUAAAUACCGAUCAACCCAUUUUUUUCAUUCUCAUACCUAAUUUUCUUCAAAAAAAAAUAUAUGUCCAAAAUCAAAUUCACCCAAAUGGCUCCAAACUUGAAUGAAUCAUCCACCGAUCACCAAAACGGUUCCCACCACACUUCAUCACCAUUCACUAUAGAUGAGUCAAACCUAUUAGUCAACGGCCACGUCAUCCUCUCCGAUGUCCCAAAAAACAUCACUCUUACUCCCUCCUCCGUUGCCGCCGCCACUACCACCACCCAAGGCUGCUUCCUCGGCUUUAGAGCCAACGAGCCGAGAAGCCACCACGUGACAUCCCUCGGAAAACUAAGAAACACAAAAUUCAUGAGCAUUUUCAGGUUCAAGGUGUGGUGGACAACACUCUGGGUCGGUUCCAACGGCCGAGACCUUGAAACGGAAACCCAGUUUUUAAUGCUGGACGAAUGGAACGACGACACGUGUCAUCGUCCCUACGUCCUUCUCCUUCCGAUUAUCGAAGGGUCGUUCCGCGCUAACAGUGUCGUCUACGUGCACGCGGGGAACGACCCUUUUGAGUUGGUUAAGGAAGCCAUGAAGGUUGUUAGGUCUCACCUUGGAACUUUUAAUCUGUUGGAGGAGAAGACUCCGCCGGGGAUAGUUGACAAGUUCGGGUGGUGCACCUGGGAUGCAUUCUACCUUACGGUGCACCCUCAGGGUGUUUGGGAAGGUGUUAAGUCUCUCGUUGAAGGUGGUUGUCCACCGGGACUUGUUCUGAUCGACGACGGGUGGCAAUCAAUCACCCACGAUUCAGACCCGAUUACUAAGGAGGGGAUGAACCAGACGGUGGCCGGAGAACAAAUGCCAUGCAGGCUCAUCAAAUAUGAAGAGAACUACAAGUUUAGGGACUAUGUAAGUAGCUCAAGUGACAAGAAAGGUUUAGGUGCCUUUGUGAAGGACCUAAAGAAAGGGUUUGAGACUGUGGAAUAUGUGUAUGUGUGGCAUGCCCUAUGUGGUUAUUGGGGUGGGAUAAGACCUCAGGUUCCGGGGAUGCCGGAAUCCACCGUGGAGCGGCCGAAGCUGUCCCCGGGGCUGGAGACUACUAUGGAGGACUUGGCCGUAGAUAAGAUUGUCAAUAAUGGUGUGGGGUUGGUACCACCACAUUUGGUGGAUGAAAUGUAUGAAGGGAUUCACUCUCAUUUGGAAAAUGCUGGCAUUGAUGGGGUCAAAGUUGAUGUCAUCCAUUUGCUGGAGAUGGUGUGUGAGAAAUAUGGGGGUCGUGUAGAUUUGGCAAAGGCAUAUUAUAAAGCUCUCACUGCUUCAGUCAGAAAACACUUCAAAGGAAAUGGUGUCAUUGCCAGCAUGGAGCAUUGCAAUGAUUUCAUGUUGUUAGGAACUGAAGCCAUUUCCCUUGGUCGCGUUGGUGAUGAUUUCUGGUGCACUGACCCAUAUGGUGAUCCAAAUGGUACAUUUUGGCUACAAGGUUGUCACAUGGUGCAUUGUGCAUACAACAGCAUGUGGAUGGGGAACUUCAUCCACCCAGAUUGGGACAUGUUCCAAUCUACACACCCUUGUGCUGCUUUCCAUGCAGCCUCAAGAGCCAUUUCUGGUGGUCCCAUUUACAUUAGUGACACUGUUGGCAACCACAACUUUGAACUCCUCAGGAAAUUGGUCUUGCCAGAUGGCUCCAUCCUAAGGUGUCAACACUAUGCUCUCCCAACUAGGGACUGUCUCUUUUCUGACCCACUUCAUGAUGGCAAAACUAUGCUAAAAAUAUGGAACCUCAAUAAGUACACUGGAGUUCUUGGAGCAUUUAACUGCCAAGGUGGAGGGUGGUUCCGUGAAACAAGAACAACCAAAUGUGCUUUGGAGUUUUCUCAUUUGGUAUCAACAAAAGCCAACAUCAAAGACAUUGAAUGGAAUAAUGGCAACAACCCAAUCCCCGUUGAAAAUGUUCAAACUUUUGCAAUGUAUUUCAGCCAAGCCAAGAAGUUAGUCCUCUCAUCACCAAAUGAGUACCAUGAAAUCUCAUUGGAGCCAUUCAACUUUGAGCUUGUAACUGUGUCACCAGUUAGAUCCUUGAACUGCGGUGGCAGCAACAAGGUUGUGAAUUUUGCUCCUAUUGGUCUGGUGAACAUGUUGAACAACAGUGGAGCAAUUCAAACAUUGGACUUUGAUGAGGAGAAGAAUAUUGUUGAGGUUGGUGUUAGAGGAGCUGGGGAGAUGAGGGUCUUUUCCUCAGAGAGUCCUAGAGCUUGUAAGAUUGAUGGCAAAGAUGUCGAUUUUGAGUAUGAAGAGGGAAUGGUUGUAGUUCAAGUGCCAUGGCCAAGUUCAUCAAAAUCAUCCAUCGUUCAGUAUACAUAUUAAGCCAUCAUUAGGGAAUGACUAUCAUAUUUCUUUUACGGUUCUACUUUUCUUUCUCACAAAACUAUUGUUCAUAGAGAAUGAUCAUGCUAAAGGGAGCUUCUUUUAUAUAUCCCUUUGUUUAGGUGUGUGAUGAUUUGGUUUCUAGACUUAUCCUCAAAGCAGAGGGAUUAUUUGAACUAAAUAUUAUUGUCAUUAUAUGAAUGCAAGUUUGUUCUUUUA
This is a messenger RNA of Arachis duranensis, 2682 nucleotides long. RefSeq names its product probable galactinol--sucrose galactosyltransferase 5. The record is from RefSeq and is a predicted model, not a curated record. Gene Ontology annotation, molecular function: galactinol-sucrose galactosyltransferase activity. Lineage: Eukaryota; Viridiplantae; Streptophyta; Magnoliopsida; Fabales; Fabaceae.